Messenger RNA from Ctenocephalides felis (cat flea), 1158 nucleotides. Its product is annotated as tyrosine-protein kinase Shark-like. The transcript has 6 exons. Gene Ontology annotation, molecular function: non-membrane spanning protein tyrosine kinase activity; signaling receptor binding; ATP binding. Gene Ontology annotation, cellular component: extrinsic component of cytoplasmic side of plasma membrane. Bases 1 to 1158 code for a protein of 385 amino acids. The record is from RefSeq and is a predicted model, not a curated record. Gene Ontology annotation, biological process: cell surface receptor protein tyrosine kinase signaling pathway; innate immune response; cell differentiation. Lineage: Eukaryota; Metazoa; Arthropoda; Insecta; Siphonaptera; Pulicidae.
AUGUGCGAACUAAUAGAGUACUAUAGAGUACGCACUAAGGCUGAAGUAUUAGAGGCAAUUCGUAAGGAAGAUGAAGCUAAGACUGUUGUGUGGGAGACAAUGCGCAAGGAAAAAGAAGAUAAAGCCGCUAUAGUUUUUGAAUCAUUUUUGCAGGGUCGUUGGUUAUUCAUUGAUGAUGGACCAUAUCAUGAAUCACUUGAGCAUUUAGUGGAGCAUUACUCGUUGAUGUCUGACGGUUUACCCAAUAUGUUGCAAGUUGCGGUUUCACCAAAACCGAAACCACCUUUACCAGAAUUUUCAACUAUACCGAGAAUGAAAAGCAGUUCAGUAAAAAAUAUUUUUCCAAAUAAGAGUAAUAUGGAAUCUCUAUCGAAAUCAGCAAAUGUUUCUUUAAUGAAUAAUGAAACAAUUAGUUUACAAAGUUGCACCAUGACAAACGACCAGGACUCUUUCUACACAAUACCUUUGAAUAACGCGGCAGUUCAAAUAGAUAAUCAUUUAAAUAUGUCAACAACUUAUAAUGACAUUGAAAAUGAUGUAAAUAAAAAUAUAAUUAGAGAUGAAAGCAAACAAAAUAACUCUUUUUGUAAGGAAAUUCAAAACGAUUUGUCCAUCCAAAGGAACUCUGAUAUUUCUAAAGAGUCUUUAGUACUAGGUUCUGUACUUGGCGAGGGUGAAUUUGGGGAAGUUUAUAAGGGAAUUUAUGUCAUUAAUAAAACGUGUCAGAUAGACGUUGCCAUCAAAACGUUACGCGAAGAACAUGUUGAAGCUAAUAAAGAAGAUUUUUUGAGAGAGGCCAAAUUAAUGAUGAGCUUAGAUCAUCAUUGUAUAGUACGUCUAAUAGGUGUUUCUCAGGGACCACCAUUGCUAAUGAUUCAAGAAUUAGUUUCAUUAGGAUCUAUGCUGAAUUAUCUUCUCGAGUUUCCAGAAAGAGUGAAUCCUAAGUGUGAAUUGAAAAUAUGGGCCGCGCAAAUUGCUUGUGGAAUGUAUUAUCUUGAAACUCAGAAGUUUGUACAUCGUGACUUGGCUGCUAGAAACAUAUUGUUAUCUUCUAAGCAUCAAGCGAAAAUAAGUGAUUUUGGUUUAUCAAGAGCAUUAGGAACUGACAACAAUUACUAUCAAGCAACCCAAGGUGGCAAAUGGCCAAUUAAAUGGUGA